GGGGCUGGCUGAAGGCAGAGGUUGGCUGUUGGACAGAAAGGCAACGGACAGAUGCUCCUCACCAUGCACAGCAGAGACUUCUCCAUAGAGACCAGUCAGGCAUGAGAUACUGGAGGCUAAAGCGGCUGGACAGUGGAUGAACUGACUAGACUGGACAAUGGUCAGAGCACACGUAGGAAAUCAGAGUAGUGAUCCUCAGUAUUUAAGGAGAGUUACAGCAGCCUUGGAGUAGCACUAGGCAGUAAGAGCUGGAGUCGGAGCAGUCUGUUCUCUACGAGUCUAUAGUAAGCCCAGUUACACUAAAAGGGGACAUCACCUGUUGCAGUGUGGGUCUAGGGUAACUUUGAUGUGUGUUAUACGCUGUGGAACACUGAGACAUAGAGAUGACUGGAGCCCUCCUGUCUGGGCUUCUGCUCUGUUGCAUAGUGUUGCUGUGUGAAUGUGAGCCAACACAGCCGGGGCCAGACAAAGGAGCGAUGGACUCAGGCGAGGGCAGUCUGGUCCAUCAAACAUCAGACUGGGUGUUCCAGCUGGUCAACGUAUCCCUGGACCUCUCCCAGGCAGAGAGCUUCUGCAGCGGCCAGUUCAGCUCCCUCACCACCCUGGGACAGCCUGAAGACGAGGAGGGAACCCUGGAGCUCCAGAGGCGGGCAGGCCUGCAUGGACCCAUGUGGGUCAGGGACCCCAACAGACCAACGAGCAGGCCUCUGGCACUAGCCAAACAGUACAUGCUCUUCCAAGCCCUGAACUUUCCCAGGGAUUCUCAGGAGGGCUACGGUCGUGUCAACAUGAUGUUCCCGGCCCUGCCAGCGGUGAGCAUGUGUGUCCGCGUGCAGUGGGAUCCCCAGUGGGACCAGGUGUCCACCAUGUACUCCUAUGCCGCACCUGUCUUCACCAAUGAGUUCCAGCUGCGCGGGCAGGUGGACAGAACAGGACGCAUACUGCUGGCCCUCAUUGUCCAUGGGCAGCACCUCCCCUACAAGGCCUCCUUCCUCAACGAUGGGGCCUGGCACCACCUCUGUGUUACCUGGCGCAAGGCUGACGGCCACUGGGCUAUCUAUGUGGACGGGGAGAGAGGGGCCAUGGGCUCCAGGACUGACACCACCAGGGACAUACAUGGAGAGGGCAUACUUAUCCUGGGGCAGGACCAGGACUCAUUUGGAGGGAACUUCACUGAACCCUUCGUAGGGAAUAUCACAGAUCUGAAUGUCUGGGACACAUCCUUGGAGCAGAGGCAGUUCCGUGCCCUGGACGGCUGCUCACCUUUGACCCAGCAAGCUAUCUUUACCUGGAGUAUUGAUAAUAUGACCCGUCACCCAGUGGUAAGAGAGGUGUCAGCCAAUCUGUUCUGCCCAGGGGUCCACAGGCAGAGGGAGAUGCAGGGAUGCAGGGCUCUAGAGGGCUGGUCUAGACAACAGCUCCCCUUGUACAGCUCUGCAGACUGCUCCACCACACUCCCCUUCGUCUGCAGGACCAGCAGGGAGCGCUAUGUUAAGAUGAAGGGGUUGAGUGAGUUUCAGAGCUCCCAUCCCAGUCCCUUCAUGAACCACCUCAUGCAGCUCUCCAAUGGAACACAGGGUGUGGAGGGUGUGAUUGGGGAGCAGUCAGGGGACCAGAUGAGCUGGGGUCAGGUGUCCAGUCUGCUCAACAUGUCCAGGCAGGCCCUUGAAGACACCAAGGAGGGGCUGCAGCCUGGAGACAUGCUGUCCCUGGUCCAACUGCUGGUGCGGGCUGCAGACGUGCCCACAGACAUGGCCACGGAGGGGAACCACAGCCGGGCCACCAACAGCGCUGGGGAGCUCAGCCACACCUUCAUCACUGUGGCUGACAGAAUCAUCAGCCAGGACAACGUCCCCAAGUGGCAGGCCAUCAAACAGGUGGUGAGUGGACCGAUGACUGUGGUCAAGAGUAUUGACCGCAUGGUGACCAGUCUGAGCACUCGGCUGAUGGCAGAAACCGACCAUCUGCUCAUUCACAGCUCCAGCAUCAAGCUGGAGGUCCAGCAGCAGAGUCUGGGAGAGAAAUCUAGUGGGUCUAAGUUCUGUGGUCCAGUGGUGGACAGCGUCACCAACAUAGACUGCAUCUCAGUCCCCACACAGAACAUGCAGGAUCUCCAUGACAACGGCUUCCAGAUAGUGACUGUGGUGAACACGUGGUACAGUUCCCUGCGGCCUCUCUUCAACUCAGAGGAGAACAUCACCAUGUUUCCCAUCGUCACCGAUGGCAUCCAGCGGUACCUGGGCACCAUCCUGGGCUCUUCUGUCAUCUCUACUACAGUCCUGGGUGACGGACAGCCUGUCAGCAUGGCUGUACGCUUCCAGCUCCAACACAGAGCUCAGAAUCCUGUAGGGACCGUAUAUGACCCAGUCUGUGCAUUCUGGGAUUUUGAUCUGAUGCCAGAGGCAGGGGGGUGGUGGUCUACUAGAGGAUGUGAGGUCAUCUCUAAACAAUACGACUCCACUGUCUGCUUCUGCAACCACACCACCAACUUUGCCCUGCUGAUGCAAGUCUAUGAAGUCCAGAGGAGUCCAGAGAAUGAAAAAGCCCUCCAGGUGAUGACGUUCAUUGGCUGUGGAGUGUCUCUGUGUGGCCUACUCUUCACCUUCAUCCUCUUCAUUGCUGUGGGAGUUCCUAAGUCUGACCGCACCACUGUCCAUAAGAACCUGAUCGUGGCUCUGGGAAUAGCUGAGCUGCUGCUAAUGUGCAGUGACUGGGCCUCUGCUAACGAGGGGGUGUGUCUGGUGGUGACAGCCCUGCUGCACUUUUUCUUCAUGGCCUCCUUCUCCUGGAUGCUGGUGGAGGGGCUGCUGCUGUGGAGUAAGGUGGUGUCUGUCAACAUCAGCGAGGACCGCAGGAUGAAGAUGUACUAUUCCAUCGGCUGGGGUCUACCUGUUGUGAUUGUUGGUGCAACCUUGACGAUAUCCUUGGACAAGUACAAAGCAGACAAUCACUGCUGGCUCAAUGUGGAGACUGAUAUGAUUUGGGCUUUUGUGGGACCUGUUCUAUUUAUCUUGGUCGUCAAUGCAGUGGUGCUUUGCCGGGUAGUCAUAGUGACAGUGUCCAGCGCUCGUCGUCGCGCAAAGAUGCUCACUCCCAGUUCAGCAUCUAAACUCCAUACCUUCGACCUGACCUGGGCUGUGACACGACCAGUCCUUAUUCUACUGCCGGUGCUGGGCCUUACCUGGCUGUGUGGAGUCCUGGUGCACCUAUCCAUGAUGGUGGCCUAUGUGUUCAUCGCUCUCAAUGCUUUCCAGGGCCUGUACAUAUUCCUGGUGUAUGCGGUUUACAAUAGUGAGGUGAGAAAUGCCAUAAAGAGGAUCAAAGAGAAGAGGAAAGCCUUGUCUUUCACGAACUGUUCCCAGCCAAUCAACUUUCUGCCGUCCCAGAGGGGUACAGCCCAGACGUGGACCCACUGUCUGCCACCUCCCUCCAGCCCAGAGACCAGCGACAUCUCAGGCCCCGGCAGCACCACUUCCACAUCACUGGUCAUCAAGAGUGGUAGGAGAGGCUGGCCAGAGUGGGAGAGUUUUGGAAAAGAAAGUAGUUUCUCCUUGAAACCAGCAUCAGGAAACCAGGUGGUUCAACUGACUGCUUUCAAGCCCUCAGGCUGCUGAUGGAAUGUUUGGAAUUGGACACAAAAUCACAUUUAUUAUAUAACCUGGUGGGAAGAAAGCGGAAUUGCACAGUGAAUACCACAAACAGAUACACACAAGAGAUGCAUCCACUCUCAUACAAAUAUUGUAGAUGAUGUAAAUAGACACACACUCAAAUACUGCACAUAUAGAAUACACACACACACACACGUACACAUACACCCCACAUACAGAAUGAAAGACUCAAAGAUGUGCACACACACACACACACACACACACACAGAGCGUGUGAAGCAGGAAGCGUUUUUUUAGGGCGACAGCUCCUCCUCCACCACAGUGUCCCAUUCCCAGGGUCAGGAACCAUCUGCUGUUUAGGAAAUGGCUGUUCCAGAGAGGCAACACAACAUUUGUCGUGUGCAUAUCACACCUUCAGUCUUUUUUUUACAGUUUUUACAUCUUUUUGUGUAUGUGUACUUUUUGUUUUUACAGACAUAACUAGACAGUAGACGUUACUGUUUUUACAGACAUAACUAGACAGUAGACGUUACUGUUUUUACAGACAUAACUAGACAGUAGACGUUACUGUUUUUACAGACAUAACUAGACAGUAGACGUUACUGUUUUUACAGACAUAACUAGACAGUAGACGUUACUGUUUUUACAGACAUAACUACACAGUAGACGUUACUGUUUUUACAGACAUAACUAGACAGCAGACGUUACUGUUUUUACAGACAUAACUAGAAAGUAGACGUUACUGUUUUUACAGACAUAACUAGACAGUAGACAUGACUGUUUUUACAGACAUAACUAGACAGUAGACGUUACUGUUUUUACAGACAUAACUAGACAGCAGAUAUGACUGUUUUUACAGACAUAACUAAACAGUAGACCUCACUGUAAGCAUUGGAAACUUUGAAUCUUGGGUUAAAGGCUUAUACUACUGUAAGAUAUUAUAUGACCAGACAACAAGAUUGUGUUGUCAGUGUGAAAACGUGGAUAGUAGGAUGACAGAUCCUCUCAUAGAUCAACAGCAUUAUAUAGUAGAGAUAUGCUGCUAACUCACUGUGCACUGUCUGGGCAGCUCAUAAAGAGACUUCAUGAGGCAUAUCACCUGUUGUCCACCUACAGUACUUUAACACCAACCAACCACUAUGUGUAUUGGAGGCUGUGCUAGCUGCAGCUUGGCUAUCUCCCCAAGCCUUUCCUCCCUCCCCUGCCCUGGCCUAUCCUGCCUUAUAACAAGCAACAGCAAUCUUGGCCUCUCCCUAUCUCCACUGCAGGAAGGUGCACUCUGCACCGAAACACAUUAUUCACUACAGCUCAAAUGAUCGCAUGAAACUGUUUAUUGUCCCAAUAGAAGAAUAUGCUGGGGCAAAUAUAAUGUACAUUAUUGUCUGAUAUAAUUGUAUUUCUAUACAUAUAUCGGUAUGAGAUGGGGGAAGGUUAUUGUUAGGACAUAGACAAACACACUACCACACACUUCCACACCUCAUCCCCAGGGGGCAGCAGCAACCUGGUUCAAAUGCUUAGCCAGGAAGUCUUGUGGGGCCUUAUUAAGUGUUGAUUGGGCACAGGUGCAAGGAAGCGGGAUUGAGACAGCUAUUAGAGCCGUUAGGCUGAUGUUUUUUCUUGGUAACCAUGAGCCCUUGGUUUUGUUUAAAAUCUUUUGCUUGGGCGUGUUUUUAGUUUUUUGCAUAUAUUUAUUUUUGUCACCUCUGAACAAUCAAAAAUCUGCUUGGACUGGCUAACCAAGAGGUCACGAAGGAGCUGGCCUUAGACCUAGGGUAAGGUUGCUGUCUUCUGGGUACAUGUACAUACAACACAGUCCUUAUACGCGGAUUUCUCACAUCGAUGCACAUCUUAAAUCAGGUUAUAGACCAUGUAACUAGGACUAAGACCCCUAGACUUAGAGAGUGCAACAAUAUUAGCAGGCUAGUUCAUCGAUUUUGUAACAAUACAUUGUAAGAUUUGUAUGAAAAUUAUAGCUUUUCCAAAGCCCUUAUACUUUGUUCCUUAAAUGUAUUGUUUAAUUACUGUUAAUGGCCUCCAAUAUUUGCGCUCUUUGUAGCCAUUGGCUGAAAUGUACAUUUACAUAUGUAUUUGUGAAGUACCACUGACUUGUCAGCCCAAAACCAUAGUCUUUCACAUUAAUAUGAAUUGCGUUGUCAUGACUCAUAAAUUGCUACCACUAUCCUGGAUAGCCUCCAGAGUAUUUGAAAAGAAUGUAUUAUGUAUAUAUGACCCCAAUGGUCAUUGAACAACAGCGGGAUGGUUCAAAAGAAAGGGACAGAACAUAAGUAGCGCUUUACUUAAUUGCAUUUAUUGAUUUGAUGCUAUUACAAUAAAAUAUAUUUAAAGAAAA
Molecule: messenger RNA, 5958 nt
Organism: Salvelinus fontinalis (brook trout)
Lineage: Eukaryota; Metazoa; Chordata; Actinopteri; Salmoniformes; Salmonidae
Product: adhesion G-protein coupled receptor D2-like
Exons: 26
Coding region: 384-3614 (1076 amino acids)
Biological process (GO): cell surface receptor signaling pathway; adenylate cyclase-activating G protein-coupled receptor signaling pathway
Cellular component (GO): membrane
Molecular function (GO): G protein-coupled receptor activity
Source: RefSeq, a predicted model, not a curated record